UUCACGGAUCGGUCGUCGGGUAGAUGCGUUAAGGUUAGUAUACGUGUCACCGGCACUUGCCACUUAUCACGCGUGUAUCGACAAGUCUUGAAAAGUCUUCUCAUCUCGCCUUAUCAUAGAUUUUACAUAAAAAUCAAUAAACAUGACAGCAUUGACAGUAUUACAUAAAUUCUGGUUGGAAUAUACGAAGAAUACGCCCAAAAAACUCAAAAUCAUCGAUGCGUACUUGUUGUACGUGUUUCUUACGGGUGUCAUCCAAUUUAUAUAUUGUUGUCUCGUCGGCACUUUUCCCUUCAAUAGUUUUCUCAGUGGUUUCAUAUCCUGUGUAUCCUGCUUCAUUCUAGGAGUUUGUCUUCGAUUGCAAGUUAAUCCACAAAAUAGAAGUCAGUUUCACGGUAUAAGCCCGGAAAGAGGAUUUGCAGACUUUAUUUUUGCACAAAUCAUUUUACAUAUUGUUAUCAUGAAUUUCAUUGGAUGAGAUACAUAGCUGUGUGAUAUAUUUUUAUGAUAGAUCAUCAGCGUUAUUUUAAAGAAUAAAUUGUAUCUAAAAUAUAUCAUGUUUUUCUAUUGUUAAUCUAAUUUUCACUUGAAUAUCUCAUAAUUGUUUAAUAAAAUUAAUGAAAAGAUAACCA
Molecule: messenger RNA, 632 nt
Organism: Pogonomyrmex barbatus (red harvester ant)
Lineage: Eukaryota; Metazoa; Arthropoda; Insecta; Hymenoptera; Formicidae
Gene: Dad1
Product: dolichyl-diphosphooligosaccharide--protein glycosyltransferase subunit
Biological process (GO): protein N-linked glycosylation
Cellular component (GO): oligosaccharyltransferase complex; membrane
Source: RefSeq, a predicted model, not a curated record